UCGAGUUAGAAGUUUUGAAGGUCUAAAUUGCCUAUCUUGUGAGGCUCAGCCUUUGCUGAAUAAAGAUGAACAUAAAAUUAUAAAAAUGCCAAAUACUUCAAUAUUUAGAGAAGAAAUUGCACAUCAAAAACAGUGUUGUUUAAAACAUACCAAAAAUAAAACUAUGGCACCUACUCCCCUGCCAAUAAUUCAUUCUACACCACAGUCUAAAUCUUUACCAAAAUUGUCUUGGACUCCCGGCGGUUCUUUAAAAAGAACACAAAAUAGUACACUUGUAAUUUUUCAAGCGCCAACCUUAAAAAAUACUGAAUCUAACUCUUCAAAUCAUUCUGUAAAUCCAUCAAAAAGCAAAGAGAGAACCUCAGAGAAAUCACAACCUGAAGAUUCUGCAGAGACGCCAGCAGGAGAACCUGUUGCAAAGAAAAAACGAAUGAGAUGCAAGGUUUGUGGUAAACGGCUCACAAUAACAACAGCCAUGGUAUGCAGAUGCGGUGGGACAUUUUGUGCACAACACCGCUAUGCAGAGACGCAUAGUUGUACCUAUGACUAUAAAGAAGAAGGUCGCAAACAAAUUGAGCAAGAUAAUCCAGUUGUAACUGCACCUAAGCUUCCUAAAAUAUAACGUAUCAUUAAUUAUAUGUUAUAUUUUGAUGUUUUUUCUUUGUGAUAACAACUGGGCCAUAGAAAAAUAAAUUAUAUAUCUAGUUCGCACAAACAACCAAAACUAAUGAUGAAAAAUGUAUUAACUAAAUUUC
This is a messenger RNA of Ctenocephalides felis (cat flea), 755 nucleotides long. Its product is annotated as zinc finger A20 and AN1 domain-containing stress-associated protein 4-like. The transcript has 2 exons. Bases 86 to 622 code for a protein of 178 amino acids. Gene Ontology annotation, molecular function: zinc ion binding. The record is from RefSeq and is a predicted model, not a curated record. Lineage: Eukaryota; Metazoa; Arthropoda; Insecta; Siphonaptera; Pulicidae.